Messenger RNA from Arachis stenosperma, 2739 nucleotides. RefSeq names its product peroxisomal membrane protein 11A. The transcript has a single exon. The record is from RefSeq and is a predicted model, not a curated record. Gene Ontology annotation, cellular component: peroxisomal membrane. Bases 83 to 919 code for a protein of 278 amino acids. Lineage: Eukaryota; Viridiplantae; Streptophyta; Magnoliopsida; Fabales; Fabaceae. Gene Ontology annotation, biological process: peroxisome fission; regulation of peroxisome size.
UGGUGUAAGAAGAAAUCGUUGCAUCAUUUGCCACUCUUCCCAAAUUUCGGAACACACACUCUUCCCCGAACUUCAAAAAAACAUGUCUUUCCAAUCUCCACCACCACCAUCACCGCUCCACCCGACCCAAAACCCGAACCAACAAAAACCCAAACCUGAAGGAGAAAAGAAGAGAGACUUCCUGACUCACCUCGAAACCUAUCUCGCCAAACGCGACGGCGUCGACAAGCUACUCAAGAUCUCACGCUACACCUCAAAACUCAUCCUCGCCACUUCCUGGGCCAAGGCCCAAACCCAAGCCCAUAACGGCCCAUCUCUCUACAACCGCCUCAAGGCCUUCGAGUCCAGCGUCGGCAUCAGCCGCAAGUCCCUCCGCCUCGGCAAAUUCGUCCAAGACCUCAACGCGCUCCGCGCCCUACAAAAACCGCGCGGGAAAUCCACCACCAGCUCCUCCGAUCUCGACUUCUUCCUCUCCAUCGUCGCCUACGGCGGCGAGGGAAUCUACUACUUCGUCGAGCAGCUCGUCUGGCUAUCCAAAUCGGGACUCAUCGAUCCGAAGCGCUCGCGUUCGUUUCAGAAAAUCAGCGCGUGGUGCGAGUUCGUAGGGUACUUCGGUAGCGUGGCGCUGAAAUUCAGGGAUUUGAAGGUGAUCGGAGAGGACGAAGAGUGCUUGAAAUCGACCGUUGAAAUUGCGAGUUUGAGAGGAGAAUGUUGUGAGGUGGAAGAAGAGAGGUUGAGGAAGGUGAGGGAGAAGAAGACGAUGAAGAAGCUUUCGAUUCUUCAGGAUUUGGCUGAUUCGGUUAUGGCUUUGGAUGAUAUGAUCGACGGCAAGGGACCGUUUUCGGGGCCGGUUUUCAUGGCUUCCGCCGGAUUGUUGUCUGCUCUCAUCAGCACUCACAAGAAUUGGAAAUCUUGUUAAACUUCGCCGGGUACAUCAAGUUAGUUAGUUAGUUAGUUACUGCAUAAUCUGAAUUUCAGUUUACUUGUCUAGAACUGUUGAGGAACUUGUGAAUGGAGAUUCAAGCACGCUUGUAGCAUGUAGCAUGUGAAAAUUCUACAUCAGUUCCGUAAUAAUUGUGGCUUUGAAUACACUAAAUUUAAUGAUGUACCAAAUUUUUUCGAAGCUACAAUUACUGCGAAACUGAUGGAGUAUUGCAGAUGAGGAUGAUUGGCUUCUCUGCAUUCAUUUAGACAGGAAUGUAAAAUUGCCUUUGUGCUUCUCUGUAGAAUUAAAUUUAGGAGGGUAGUGAUUAGCUUAUAAUCAAAAGCUUCCACAUUUUUUUGGCGGGUGGGUGUGGUAUUGUGGACAAAGAUGCCCAUUAGUUUGAUUGGCAGCUCAUUUGAGCCGAACUUGGGAGUUUGGUAUCACCAAAAAGGAAUAAAAUGUCCAUACCUAUAGACUAUUGUCUUUGAAUAAUUGAUAAGUGCUCCAAAAUUUGGUAGUAUAAAUUGGUUUAGGUGCACUUUGUUUAUUUGUCCAUUUUUUUAUCUUCUUGUACUUGUUAUGUAGUUACUAAUGUCAUGAAAUUAGUUUUCCCAAAAGUUUAAGCAAAUAGAAGAAGACACAUUUGCCUUAUUCUGAUAGAAGCUAUGAUACUAUGUUAUGAAAUCAUUUCUUUCAAAGGCUUAAGCUGGUAGGAGGAGGUACAUGAAUAUUUAUAUCUCUAAUAACUAACAUUGUUCCAAUUAUCUGUAGUGGUCUACUUUUGCAGGUUUUUUUUUUUUUUUGUGUGUCAAUAUUGAUCAAGCUACAAUUUUCUCAGCCUUCAUCAACUGGCAUUAAUGGUUUAGAUUUUCAAAGAGGUUGGGUUAGUGUCAAAUCUUGUAUGGUUAGAGUCAGAGACAAAGGGUAUAGAAUAAGGAUUUACUUGCCUGUAUAAGAUGUAACUAUAAUUAUUAUAGUAAUAAUCUUUUCUCUUGAGUAGUUAUGUGCUAUGUUUUUGCCUAGUAAGUUUACUUUCUUUUCAAGUUCUUUCUUUUACCCAUUAUCUGCAUGAUUCAAGAAAAGAAAACUGGUUUGCUAGGUUGCAUAUAGUAGGAUAAAUACACUAACAGAAACAUUGCUUCCUGCUAUAUAUUUCUUUCAUAUUGAUGUAUAUCUUGUGCAUUUUUAUGUAAUUCAAAUAACACUUCUGAAGUUUCAACACUAACUUUUGUUUAUGGUUGUAAAAUGAUAUUAAUGUUUCAUCGUUUGCACAAUUUGUAUCUAAAUACAUUGAUCCAAUGAUGAGCAGAAAAGUGGCAAUAAUAGAUAAAGGGAAAAGAGAACAUACAGAGCAUCAUAUUUAGAUUAGAUUGGAUCAGUUAUGGCAGUUUGUAUUUGAGGAGUAAAUUUAUUUUCUAAUAUGUGUCAAGAUGUCUAGUAUAAUGUAUUACCAGCCAUGAAUUGUUUAUUCGUUUUUGUUUAAGAAUGUGAGACUCCAUAGCCCAUGCUGCAUCUUUAUCAUAUCCUGAUAGGACUCUAGUGCACUGUGCCACCUUUAUCUUCUCUUUUUUAUUUUUUAAAUUUUUUGGAAAAUCAUUGGAUCAUAUAGAUAGAAGAAUGUUUAUGUAGCAGUUUAAUUCUUGCAAUGUAGAAUAUUAUAAAUGCUGGAUAGUACUGAUAUAAACUCAAUUUUGGAAUGCUUUUCUGUUAAGAAAAUUGUUCUUUGAACAUUCAAAUAUCGUACACUUAUUUUACCUUAUUGCUAUUAAGUAUUAACAUUAUCAAACACCUGCAGAAUGCCAACGUGACAAUUA